UUCCAGUACCAACGAAAUGAACUUUCCAAUUUUCAACCUCCUGUAGCCAAACCAAAUGAUCUUUCCAGAACCUUCACUUCACGCAUGGUAGAAUCGGACAGCUCCACCACACUCCACUUUUCGCACAGCCUCUGCACGACGCUGGAUAAGAAUCUCUGCAGCCAAACAAGCUUCUUCUUCUUCUUCAAGGUAGCCAAAUCGCAGCACCACACGCCUCCAACGGCGGCACAUCUCAACAGUGAAAUCACCGCUUUUCACAGCACGACGCCGUGAAGGGAUCGCACCUUGCGCUGCCACCACAGCACCACGGGGACCAGCUACUGCAACCCACGGAACUCCAAGUGUACAAGAGAUGUCCAGGUUUCGAGCAUUGUUGCAAUCUUCUCUGAAUGCAACAAAGAAAGCUCUCACGUGGAAUGUUGAAGACUUGAUGCCUCCUACAGAAAGAUAUAUAUUCAAUUUUAAUUCAAAGGAAGAACUAAAAAAGUGGCAUCUAUAUUCAGAUUCUGAAUAUGGAGGUUUGUCCUCAGCGUCUUUGGAGAUCAAAGAAUCUGAUAAUGGAAACAGUGGGAUUUUCUGUGGGAACCUUUCCUUGGAUGUUACUGAGGGUUCAAAAUGGAAAAUUACUCGCAGUGGCUUCUGUGGAAUGCGGUCCAAAAAGUUUGAUGGCUUCAUUGAUUUGGAUGCAUAUGAUACAAUAGCCCUAAAGCUUAAAGGAGAUGGAAGAUGCUACAUAUCUACUAUCUAUACAGAAAAUUGGGUCAAUUCACCUGGACAACAGGAAGAUAACUCAUGGCAAUCUUUUGUUUUUGUACCCAAAGACAAUUGGUAUAUUGCGAAGAUUCCCCUUGCUCGAUAUUUACCAACAUGGAGAGGGAACGUUAUAGAUGCAGAAAUGGAAAUGAAUCCAUCUCGUAUUCUUGGAAUGUCUCUGUCUGUUAAUGCUGAAGGAGGAGUGCCAGGCGCAAGAUCUGGACCGGGCGAUUUCAGGGUUGAAAUUGAUUGGAUCAAGGCGUUGAGAACACAAUAAGUUAAUGUAGACUUCUUUGGGGAGGAGAAAUUUAGGCACUGAUUUUGUGUUAUAAUGACAUUUUUGUUAUUCAACUUUUAUCAACGAAAGCAGCUCUCUGUGAGUGGGACUGUGGACCUUUUUUUCUUU
Corylus avellana is the source of this 1159-nucleotide messenger RNA. RefSeq names its product putative complex I intermediate-associated protein 30. Gene Ontology annotation, cellular component: mitochondrion. The record is from RefSeq and is a predicted model, not a curated record. Gene Ontology annotation, biological process: mitochondrial respiratory chain complex I assembly; mitochondrial electron transport, NADH to ubiquinone. NCBI's taxonomy places the organism in Eukaryota, Viridiplantae, Streptophyta, Magnoliopsida, Fagales, Betulaceae.